AUGAAUCAGAGCACUGCUACACCACGAGCUUCGGAUCCUUCAUCUCAGAAUCACGCCGCAGGGACCAUCACUUGGACAUGGACAAGACGUACUGUGCAGACUCAGUCCCGCCGAACCGUCACCCACACAAAGACAACGGUCGAUGCUACAGAGACCAAAGUUGUCAGUGAGAAGACCCGCAAAGUAGACUCUGAUAUCACCCAGACAAUAACCGGCUCAUCAAACAUUCCCGCUGUCUUGAACACUGACAUUGCAACUUCGGGUCUCGCCCAAGAUGUUCUGCGGGAUAACUCUCCCUCCCCAACCGACUUGACAUUCACACAAUCACCUCCUUCCACUCCAAGUUCAUCAGCGCAAUCAAGUGAUGUGCUAUGGGGUCAGGUUGAGGACUUAUCGGAAUAUAUGAAUGCUGUUAAUUUGGAUUGA
Molecule: messenger RNA, 426 nt
Organism: Suillus bovinus
Lineage: Eukaryota; Fungi; Basidiomycota; Agaricomycetes; Boletales; Suillaceae
Exons: 3
Coding region: 1-426 (141 amino acids)
Source: RefSeq, a predicted model, not a curated record